AGGGAAAAAAAGCGUGAGGUGAGCGGGCCGCGUGCCGCGCUGCCUAUAAAAUGGGGGCCGGGCGCGGGCGCGCGGCUCGUUCGCAGCUGGCGCUGGCGGCGGAAGGUCGCCGCGAAGAGAGAGAGAAAGGCAGCGCGAGAGCCGUCGCGCGCGUCCGCCCCAACGGCCGUUCCCCGCCGCCGCCCCCUCCCGCCAUGAAGACCAAGUUCUGUAACGGCGAGGCCGACCCCUCUCCGCUCGGGCUCCUCCUGGGCUGCAGCCCCGGCACCGGCGGGGGCGGCGUCGUCCUCCCCGCCGCCGGGCAGCCCCCCUCGCCGCUCUCCCACGGCGGCCCCGAGGGGAAGGACCCCGCGGCGGCGGGCAGAGGCGGGGGUGCCGUGAGCCCGCCCUCCCCCGUGCCGCCGCCGCCCGAGGAGGAGCCGCCGCUCGACCCCCGCACGCGGCGCAGGGCCUAUCUGUGGUGCAAGGAGUUCCUGCCGGGGGCCUGGCGGGGGCUGCGGGAGGAGCAGCUCCGCAUCAGCCCCAUCAGAGGUGGCCUCAGCAACAUGCUGUUUCAGUGCUCGCUGCCUGAUUCCAUUGAGACAGUUGCAGAUGAACCACGGAAAGUUCUGCUGCGCUUGUAUGGUGCAAUCCUGCAGAUGAGGUCCUGUAAUAAAGGAGAAUCAGAACAGUCUCAAAAGGAAAAUGACUUGCAAGGGGCAGAAGCCAUGGUUUUGGAAAGUGUUAUGUUUGCCAUUCUUGCAGAGAGAGCUCUUGGCCCAAAGCUGUAUGGAAUAUUUCCGCAGGGGAGACUAGAGGAAUUUAUUCCCAGCAGGAAACUAAGUACUGAAGAACUAAGCUUGCCUGACAUAUCUGCUGAAAUAGCCGAGAAGAUGGCAGUAUUUCAUGGCAUGAAAAUGCCAUUUAAUAAAGAACCUAAGUGGCUUUUUGGGACAAUGGAAAAGUAUCUAAAUCAAGUGCUGAGGAUAAAAUUUACUAGAGAAUCCCAAACUAGGAAGCUGAAUAAACUCCUCAGCUACAAUCUACCCCAGGAAAUGAAAAAUCUAAGAGCUAUGCUUGAAGCUACUUCAUCACCAGUGGUAUUUUGCCACAACGACUGUCAGGAAGGUAAUAUCUUGCUUCUAGAAGGCAGAGAGAAUUCAGAAAAACAAAAGCUGAUGCUCAUUGACUUUGAAUACAGCAGCUAUAACUACCGAGGCUUCGACAUUGGAAAUCACUUCUGUGAGUGGAUGUAUGAUUACACAUAUGAGAAGUAUCCGUUCUUCAAAGCUAGUUUUCUUAAAUAUCCUUCAAAGAAGCAACAGCUUCACUUUAUCUCCAGUUACCUGUCUGCAUUCCAAGAUGGCUUUGAAAAUCUGAGCAAUGAAGAGAAGUCCAAAUUAGAAGAAGAAAUGUUGCUAGAAGUUAACAGGUUUGCCCUUGCAUCACACUUCUUCUGGGGUUUGUGGUCUAUUAUACAAGCAAAGAUCUCAUCCAUUGAAUUUGGUUACCUGGAAUAUGCAUUAUCCAGAUUUGAUGCGUACUUUGAUCAGAAGAAGAAGCUCCAAGUAUGAAUGUGGGAGAAGUGGCCUGUUGGUUACUGUAUGAAGAGGGCAGCUGGACAGAACUUUCACCGUGCUUAGGCUACUGUAUCUGAAACGAAGGUGUCACUGACUUCCAAUUCCUUGGAAGGCAGGUGUACAAUACUGAAGACUGUAUAAAAAUGACUUGUUUACAGUUUCAUAAGUAUGUGGAAUGAGAUUGAGAGGCAAAAGUAAAAUACAACAGUGCAAUAUCUUAAAAUCCUUUUAAUCUAGAAUUUAAUCUAGAAGGUAUUUUAUAUUAUGGGAGAAGCUUACAAUUAAGUGUCAAUACCACCUGCAUCAGAGCAAACAGUGUUACUGUAUGUUUUCUAGGGGUUUGUUGUCAUGAUGAUGAAUGUUGUAAGCAGGACAGCUGUGAAGGUGAUAUAUGUUAGACAUUGCCUCUUAAUGAGAAGGAAAAGCAAAGGCGACAACUGUUACACUGUGAAGUAGGCUUCAAAUCUUACUGUGAGAUUAGGUUCAACAUGCCCCGUGAACACUAUCUUCAAAGCUGCUGAUACCUUACACCACUUUAACCAUAAAGCAAGGAAACACAUUGAAGCGGUGUGCUUUAAAGUGUUAUCUGCAUAUACAUGAAUGUUUCUCUUAAGCUGGUGUGCCUGUGAAGUAUGAAUGAGCUUUGAACUGGACAUUCCAAAGGAGUUUGUCUUCAACCGUUCAUUCCUCAUCCUUCAAGAACACGCUUUAGCCCAGCCUGGUUGUCUCCUAAAAUGCUGCGUCCUGCACAGGGGGUUCUGUGGGCAGUUAGCACUGGGAAGAGUGCCUUGAAUUACUCUAGCUACUCCCCAGACAACUGGAUUGACAUUGACAAGACUUACAAAUCAGAUCCCGUCUCUCUUCUUGACUUGUGUUGCCUCGGUACGUGGCUAUAAGGAAUAGUAGAGCCAAAGACUGCAGAGAACACUUCAGGAAAUCGCUGUUCUGCCCGUCCAAUGCUUACGUGGCUUGGGAGGUGCUUUUCUUUGUACCUCCAAUUUUCAUCAUGUUCCAGCAAUGCAGUAAAGUGGAGCGUCUUGUGGGGAACAAUAACCUGUAUAUUGAAACUUGAGUAUAAUCUGUGUACAUGUCAUCUAAAGAUUUCUUUAGAUUUUUGGGAACUUGUUUAUUUUGAACGUUAUUUGUUGUGCUUUCUAACACACUGUAUUAUAAAUAAUAAACUUUAAGUCUACCCUUUUUUCAUUUGUAUAGCAAAUACUGUUCCAAGCAGUUGAAGAAAAUGUGCAGCAUUUCAUGUACUGUAUUGCAUAACUUGUAAAAGCUGUCAGUUUAUUCUCUAGUAUAGAGAAUCAUUUUGCAUACGCAAUUAUUAAUACUUUAUAAUAAAUAUAAAAGCACUUGAAAAGAU
Numida meleagris (helmeted guineafowl) is the source of this 2928-nucleotide messenger RNA. RefSeq names its product choline kinase alpha (gene CHKA). Lineage: Eukaryota; Metazoa; Chordata; Aves; Galliformes; Numididae. Gene Ontology annotation, cellular component: cytoplasm. The coding region runs from base 51 to 1553 and encodes 500 amino acids. The transcript has 12 exons. Gene Ontology annotation, biological process: phosphatidylethanolamine biosynthetic process; CDP-choline pathway. The record is from RefSeq and is a predicted model, not a curated record. Gene Ontology annotation, molecular function: ethanolamine kinase activity; choline kinase activity.